CAGUGCGCAUGCUCAGAUGACCUUAUACGGUUAGCGACGGGGAAUCUGACAGAUCAGCGGAGCCCACCUGCCCCUUAAUACCUUCAAAUAUUCCGCUCUCCUCGCCUCCACGGACAAACAUCUCGCUCGACGCGUCGGCAGAGUUGGAGUCUAACUUUUCGACGCCUGCGGCUGAAGGAAACGGCAAAGAAUGACGAGCAGCUCGAGGCGGAAAGAAGAGGGUCCUCUGCUGAACGGGGGAGUGAAACAGUCCACAUGGAGCAAAGCCUUCAACAGUAAUGCUGUGUGGGAAGAGAAGGACGAGUUUUUAGAUGUGAUUUACUGGCUCAGGCAAAUUAUUGCAAUAAUCCUCGGUGUGAUAUGGGGCGUUGCACCGUUGAAAGGAUUUCUGGGAAUAGCCAUAUUCUGCAUCAUCAAUGCCGGAGUCCUUUAUGUAUACUUCAGCAGCUUUCAGCAGAUCGAUGAGGAGGAGUAUGGCGGCACGUGGGAACUCACCAAAGAAGGCUUCAUGACUUCUUUUGCUCUGUUUCUGGUGGUGUGGAUAAUCUUUUACACAGCUCUACAUUAUGACUGAGACCAAUCCAUCGGACACUAAAUACAAACAUUUCUGUUGAAGCAAAUUGUCAAGACACAGGAACUCCAUGAACUGAUGGGGGUGUUGCCGCUCCCACACACAGUAUGACUAGUGUGCAGUGCAUCAUGGGAAUCCUAGUUUGAAUAACACGAUACUGCGAGACCACCGUGAUGAUCUUGUUCAAACACUGUACAUCUCUCUUUUUUUGAGUGUUCCCUGUUGAAGGGGCACUCUCUAGCACACUCCCCAUUUGUUAUAUUUUCUUCCUCACUUCAUUCUCAUCAUCUCUGACAAAAAAAAGUAAAGCAGUUCAGCUGAGAUUGGUGGCAGCUCAAUUAUUGCUGGAAGAGAAUGCUCUGUCUUGGUCAGCUCACUGCAGGGCCUAUCUUCUGCUUUAGAAGAAUAACAUGAUCACAGAUUUAUUUGACUGAAAAAACAACAACCUGUAUGUGUGUCCGUCCCAGUUUACUGCUAAUGAUCUUAAAUCACUGAAAUGACUGAAAAACAGAUUCUUGUCAAAUAGUCGUUACGAUUCAGUCAGUCCAUGAGUGUAGUAGUAGGUGUUACUGUUAAUGUAGGGACAAAAAUGCAUCAUAUCAGAUGUACUCAACUACCAGUAAGGGAAUAAUUAUAUGACUUCACAGUUGAAUUUCACAAAAAAUUAUGUAAAAAUGACAGUGAAGCACAUUAAAGGUUACUUAAGGUUAGCAGCUACAAUUUGUGUCUGGUUUCAAGGGUAUGAUAAAAAGAGUUGCCUUUUUAUCAUGAAUAUUAAUAGAUGAUUUUUUUUCUUCCUUUUUUUGCCCAUUAGGUAUAAUCAAAGCAUUUUUUAAUGAAAUCUGUCUUUGCACCAGGAUAUGGUGUUUAACUAUAUGUGAAAUAUGGUGGCUAACCUCAGCUGAGCGAAUGUUGACAUCAAAACAAAUGUUGGUUGUAAGAUGCACAGCUGACUUCCAGUCCCAAUGCCAGUAUCUGCGAGUAGUAUCCAUCCGCUGUAAUGUCAGGAACUAAUAACCAUCUUCAGUUAUCUGCACAUCCAAAUUAACUCUUUCAAGCCAAGAUGGAGGGAAAAUGCCUGUUGUGUUCAGAUGCAAAUGAUUCAAAGAUUUAAGCAAAAACCAGGCACUGCCAUGAUUAACUGUUCAGAAACCUAGAUGUAAUCCAUCAAUGGAAUUAGUUAGGAGGAUAGAAAGUAUUUAAUUUUAUUGUUUUUUCCUCACAUGUAGCUUCCCGAUCAAAGUCUUACCAGUUGUGGAAUUAAUUCAAACCUUUUUUUAAAUUCUGUAUGAUGUCACAUUUGUCAAAUCCACCUUGUAUUACAUAGAUUGAUUUGUACUUAUGUUAUAUCUUGUUUGAUGUAACAUAUUUCUCAGUAUUUUAAAGUGAAGAACUAUAAAAAAAAAAACAGGUCUUACAAUCUUAUUGUAAUUAUAAUGUUUUAUUAGAUACACAGCUGGUGUUUGAAAGGAUUGUAUUUUCUGAUCAAAUCUUUUGGGAAUCAUUAAACAUGGGCUUUAUUUGGCCUCCAUUUUCAAAGAGA
Molecule: messenger RNA, 2114 nt
Organism: Scophthalmus maximus (turbot)
Lineage: Eukaryota; Metazoa; Chordata; Actinopteri; Pleuronectiformes; Scophthalmidae
Gene: rab5if
Product: RAB5 interacting factor
Exons: 4
Coding region: 191-574 (127 amino acids)
Biological process (GO): mitochondrial respirasome assembly
Source: RefSeq, a predicted model, not a curated record